Messenger RNA from Zasmidium cellare ATCC 36951, 1752 nucleotides. RefSeq lists its product as uncharacterized. Bases 1 to 1752 code for a protein of 583 amino acids. The transcript has a single exon. Gene Ontology annotation, biological process: regulation of DNA-templated transcription; DNA-templated transcription. Gene Ontology annotation, molecular function: DNA binding; zinc ion binding; DNA-binding transcription factor activity, RNA polymerase II-specific. The record is from RefSeq and is a predicted model, not a curated record. Lineage: Eukaryota; Fungi; Ascomycota; Dothideomycetes; Mycosphaerellales; Mycosphaerellaceae. Gene Ontology annotation, cellular component: nucleus.
AUGGCUCCAGAACGAAACGAGCGACGACGGCAGAAUCAAGUGGCUUGCCACAUGUGCCGUGCCCGAAAGCUGAAAUGCGACCAACGAAAGCCGUGUUCGAGCUGCACAUCCCGACGCUGGAUGCGAGUACGUUGGAAGACAGGAUGCCGUCUCUUGCCAGAUGUGCCGCAAUAUCAUCAGCCGAAGAACACGAAGCGCAUUUUACUUCCCCCUCGAGACUUUGCUCUUCGAGUGAUUGAUCUGUACGAGGAGAAACUGGAGUCGGCACAGCAGGUUAUGCACAUUCCAACGGUGCGUGCAAAAGUGCAGCUUCUCUACGAGCAAAGCCGAGGUCCUCGACCAGGCUCACAACAAGGACUCAUUGCAUUGCUACUGGCAAUGAGUGCCCAUAUCGGGUUCUGGGAUACUUAUCAGCGAAAUGGGUUAUUUCAAGAUGUCGAACUUGCUGCGAAAGUCUCCACUGUCCUUGCCCAACAAGCAAUGGACGCAAUGAACUAUGCGCGAGAUUCAACCACGGCUACGAUGGAAGCCGUUCAAGCUGCCACCUUGCUAGUCUUUCUUGAAUAUCACAUGGAAGGUUUCUCCAUGCGACUGCGACUACUACAAUCGACUGCACUGGCCAUGGCUCGUGAGCUCCGCUUGCACAUGAUCGACGCUGUCCAGUCUAAACCAAUUGACCUCGACCAAGCGGCUGUCAUCGAGAUCGAGACAGGCAGAAAGCUCUGGUGGUACAUUGCUUGCACAGACUGGCUUCUGGCCUUCGACAGUGGUCCAACUCAGGGUGUAUACUCGGUCAUCCCACAACAAAUGCGAGUAAAGAAGCCACGGAAUCUGAACACGGACGACUUCUUUACCCGCGAUCUCGACUUUGAACGGUCGAAUGAUGCAGCCACCCCCAUGGCGUACUACUUUCUCCGCAUCAGGCUCGCAGAGGUCUGCCGAGAAGCAGUCGAUAGUAUGAUCAUGCAACAGCCAGAGGCGGUGCCUUACGACAAAGUCUAUGAGCUCGAUGGCAAAUUUUGUGCUCUUACUACCAGCCUCCCACGGUUUUUGCAGCUCGACGUCGGUCCUGAGACCAUCAAGCGCGAAUUUGGCGACAGGGGUGGCAGUCAAAUCGGCCUUCAGCGAGCUCUCGCCAACCUCAUGAUAUCCGUUCGACGAUGCAAGUUUCACUUGCCUUUCUUAAUACGACACAAAAUCAACCCACGCUAUGCUUUCUCACGAUAUGCCUGCCUUGAGUCCGCUCAGAAACUGCUGGAAGUCCGGCGAGUGUUUCUGGAUGAUAGUAGCUGGCAGAUCUCCUCGACCUUGCCAUUGUUGGGCUUGUACCGCUUUGUGUUCUACGCCGCUAUGGUGUUGGUCAUGGAUCUCUGCAUCAACAACCCCAACGAUCGCACGCGGCUGGUUGAAGUCCGCGACGCUAUGCAGAUCGUAGCCGAGACGAAAAGCACGAAUCAGACUGCCUGGCACUUCCUCCAUGCACUGCGCGAUGUGCUCUCGAGACAUGGAAUCAGCUUGCCCGUCGAAAAUAACAGCAAUGUCAUUACGCCUCACCAAACUCGCCAAGAAGGCACACAAUCUAUUCCAAACGACUCUAUCAGCGAAUGCAGGCCGAUGACGGGGAGAUCAACCGAUCCCGUAUUCGACUUCUCAGAGUUUGAAUUGCUUUGGCCACAGAAUCUUGUCGACGAUUUGUUCCUCGAUCCACACUGCUGGGAUGGGCUCAUCAAUCUCGAUACUCGUAUCAUGUGA